Messenger RNA from Microthlaspi erraticum, 798 nucleotides. The record is from the annotation of a GenBank genome assembly. Lineage: Eukaryota; Viridiplantae; Streptophyta; Magnoliopsida; Brassicales; Brassicaceae.
AUGAACAAGCUCCGUCAUUUCAACAUUAUGGACUGCACUAUCUCUGAGAUAACGAUGGGAAGUAUAUGCAACAAAAGCAAGACGGUUUCUCUUUCUCCUAUAGACAAUCCGAGAGAGCCAUGUUUCUUGAGCCUCUCCCAAGUGUUUAUACUUGGUUGCAGAUGCCUGAUGGAGCUGACGUUUCUGAUGUUUGCUUCAAAUCUUAAAAAACUUCAUGUUGGCAAAGCAAAUCAACUAGAAGAUAUAAUAAACAAAGAGAAAGCUUGUGAAGGGUGGAGAAUCAGGGAUUGUUCCUUUUGCAAAGCUGGUUUCUCUUCAGUUGGAGCGUCUACCAGAGCUAAAGAAUAUCUACUGGUGUCCUCUACGCUUUCCAUGUCUAAAGACGUCUUCCCUCCGGCAUUAGCGCCGUUGCUCUCCUUCAUUGGAAUACCAUGGAAAAGGUUGUACCGUUCCCAUUGUUUGAGCUGCAAGGCAAGUGGAUCGGGUCGGAUUAAGCUUCCUUCUAAGGAAGAUAUGAUGGAAGAUAUCAAAUCUUUCUAUGCAACACUUGAAGCUCAAGGGGUCUCAAAACGAUAUACUCAUCAAAUGGGAAUUACUCAAUUUGAGUACAAUGAUUGGUUGGCUUCACAAUGCGGAUGCUCAGGAACAGAGGAGUGGAGGAAAGAGAUGUAUUUGGCGACUGGUGUGAGGAAGAGAGCGCAUCCAGAGACGUAUAGAGACGAAUGGGAAGAUCAUCACUUGGUUUCUCAAGUUUACCAAGAUUUCUCUUUGUAUGUAUCAAAAGAUGAGAUUUUAUAA